Paraglomus occultum is the source of this 411-nucleotide messenger RNA. The record is from the annotation of a GenBank genome assembly. NCBI's taxonomy places the organism in Eukaryota, Fungi, Glomeromycota, Glomeromycetes, Paraglomerales, Paraglomeraceae.
AUGGAUUUAGAUUGGUGUUUAACUUGUUCGCAACACACUUCGGGUGGAUUGUACUGUUCGGAUUCAUGCCGAUUGAAGGAUAUCGAUGCAUCAACACCAAUAAUACCAUUCUCUGGUUCCCCUCGGUUGAUACAUUACGCUUCCACAAGAACGACUGCGACGACAGACCCAAGCUUUGCAAGUCCUUCGUCCAACGCCACCACUAUCACCACUGAACCCUACCUCAGAUACAACACAUCUAUGCCAUCACUGGUAUUUCCAAAGCCUACACAACAACCAUCCCAGCCAAUGUCGUAUGGCUAUAAUUCCACACAUUUGCUACCUCCUGCAAUCCAUCGCGGUCAUAAUUCCGAUUGCAGAGAGUAUCAAUAUACCGUACAAAGAUUGCCGAGAAUGCCGGUGGUAAUAUGA